AUGAAAAUGGAACACAAUAUACCAAAGUCCAAUCAGUCCUACAUGCAAAAAAUGCAGUACAUGUCGCUAAAUGAUCAACCUACAAGAUAUUCAGCUCAGAUGAACUUGGCAAAAGCUGAACCCCAGCAAAACAAUGAUUACAGGUUAUAUGAACGGAAUAAUAUCAUUGCCAGCUCAAGAUAUGCCACUCCAAAACAAGUAGAAACUUUGGGACCUCAAAGGGGAUAUGAAGAAAAUGAUGUUUAUGUCCAGUGUGCAAAACCUCAGGUCCCUUCUAGUCCCACCCAUUCCUUGAGUGGUUCUUCAGUUCAUUCCAUGAGUCCUAGAGCCAGUAUGGCCAGCAAUUCCAAUGCUGUCUAUGAGAAUAUUGAUUAUUCUAAGACACCUUAUUACUCUGGGCUUCAUGAUCAUUCCAGUGUAUAUAGAAAAGCCCAGCCACAAGUUCCAGUUGGAAAUAGAACUGGCACAAAUAUGGAAGUACCACCUGUAUAUGAGAAUAUACAGCACUUAUCUCAUAACAUGCCUGGCCCCCAGGUGCCCCCAAACGCACCUCCACCUUAUAGCAAUUCCCUCCCAAGGAGUCAAUAUGCCCAACAGGUAUAUUCCAGUAAGGCAGCCCAGCCUCAGUCACCCUACAACUAUAACAAGUCACCUUCAAAAAGCUACACACAACAGCAGCUUGAUGAGAUUAACAGCAGUGACUAUGUUUGUAUGACAGGAAAUGUAUCCCACACUACUCUCAGCACAAAUAUCCCUUUCCACACAACAUCUGCCAAGGACUAUGACAGAUCCAUUUUGACUGGCAUUGCUCAGACUCCCAUAAAGUUGCCAGCUAAUGAGUUCAAGAUGGGCCUGUCUGUGCCCCAGAAAGAAAAAAGGCCUUCACCGGCUCCCAGCCCAACACCCAGCAACUUCAGUACUGGCAGCAUGAAGAUGAAAAUGACAGGGAAGAAUUUGUUGCCUUACAGUGUGACCCCUCCCAAGCCCAGAGGACCCACAGCAGCUGAAAAGAAAAUUGAGGAGAUGACAAGGCAGAUUGAGGAAGAGAUGGAAAAACAUGAGGAAGAGGGGGAGUAUUUUGGUAUUUGUCAUACUUGUGGGGAUAAAGUGACAGGGGCAGGGCAAGCUUGUCAGGCAAUGGGCAAUCUCUACCAUACCAAUUGCUUUAUUUGUUGUUCUUGUGGCAGGGCAUUGAGAGGAAAGGCUUUUUACAAUGUUCAUGGAAGGGUCUACUGUGAAGAAGACUACCUAGUAAGCCCCACACCAAAUUACUCUGGUUUUCAACAGACAGCUGAAAAAUGUGCCAUUUGUGGUCAUCUCAUUAUGGAAAUGAUUCUUCAAGCCAUGGGUAAAUCCUACCACCCUGGGUGUUUCAGAUGUUGUGUAUGCAAUGAAUGUCUGGAUGGAGUUCCUUUCACAGUAGAUGUUGAUAAUAAAAUUUACUGUGUUAAUGAUUACCACAGGAUGUUUGCCCCAAAAUGUGCAGCAUGUGGAAAAGGAAUCACCCCCGUGGAAGGCACGGAAGAGACGGUCCGCGUGGUAUCCAUGGACAAGGACUUCCACGUGGACUGCUACAUCUGCGAGGAGUGCGGAAUGCAGCUGACAGACGAACCGGACAAGCGCUGCUACCCGCUGGACGGCAGGCUGAUGUGCCGCGACUGCCACAUCCGGACGCUGAGGCACAUGCCGACGCACAUGGUCCCCGCCUCCUAUCAGUACACGGGCUGAAACUGCCCGAAAGUCGGGUAGGGUGGGCGGUUGGGCAGUUGAAGUUCGGUGGGGUGUUUGGUGUUGCAU
Messenger RNA from Phaedon cochleariae (mustard beetle), 1797 nucleotides. The record is from the annotation of a GenBank genome assembly. Lineage: Eukaryota; Metazoa; Arthropoda; Insecta; Coleoptera; Chrysomelidae.